Cololabis saira (Pacific saury) is the source of this 7213-nucleotide messenger RNA. RefSeq names its product protein kinase C-binding protein NELL1-like. The coding region runs from base 71 to 2497 and encodes 808 amino acids. NCBI's taxonomy places the organism in Eukaryota, Metazoa, Chordata, Actinopteri, Beloniformes, Belonidae. The record is from RefSeq and is a predicted model, not a curated record. Gene Ontology annotation, molecular function: calcium ion binding; protein binding. The transcript is spliced from 20 exons.
CGGACCGGGUUGGAGUGGGAACGCAGCGGAGCGCACGACGCACGGACUCUACAGCGCAACUCCGACGCAAAUGGAUAUUUACGCGGCUCUCGUAUCCCUUUUCUUUUUAACCAAACCAGCUUUUGGUUUCGAAUCGGAUCAAGACUACCAGAUCGAUAUCAUCAAUGAACUGGAUGUGGCAAAUGCCACCUAUGGAAUUACUCAAGUGGCGGGGCUUCACAACGGCAGCAAAGCCUUCCUAUUUCGAGAUGUUGGGAGAGCAGUUCAUGCCCCACCACACAUCACAGAAAAAGUGGUGCAGCUCUUCAGGAGGAAAAGUGAGUUUACCUUCUUGGCCACCAUCCAGCAGAAGUCCUCCACAUCAGGAGUCAUAUUCUCCAUCCACGAGUCAGAACACAGUUACUUUGAGCUGGAGAGCAGCGGAGUGAGAGAGGAAAUCCGCUACCACUAUCGCUUCAAAGGCAAGCCACGGUCCGAGUCCUUCCCCUACCGCCUGGCUGAUGGGCAGUGGCACAAGAUCGCCCUCACAAUCAGCGCCUCACACCUGCUGCUGCACGUCGACUGCAACCGGAUUUAUGAGCGGGUGAUAGACCCUCCUCAGAUGGAGCUGACCUUAGGCAGCGGAGUGUGGCUGGGCCAGCACAGCCACAAGCAUGGUCUGUUCAAGGGUGUUAUUCAGGAUGUGAAGGUGAUCUUCGCUCCCAAUGGCUACAUCGCACAGUGUCCCAAUCUUAACCGCACUUGUCCGACCUGCAGCGAUUUCCUCAGCCUUGUGCAGGGCAUCAUGGACCUGCAGGAACUACUUGCUAAGAUGACCCUAAAGCUGAACUACGCUGAGUCCAGGCUGACGCAGCUGGAAGGCUGUCACUGCGAGAGGACCUGCAGCGCCAACGGCCUGGUGUACCGGGACAAAGAUCUGUGGGCCGAGCCUGAAAACUGCAGGAACUGUGCAUGUAAGAGUGGUGUGGUGGAGUGUCGCAGGAUUUUCUGCCCUCCGGUAAAUUGCUCCGAAGAUUUGCUGCCUGUACACGUCGAGGGAAGUUGCUGCAGAACAUGCAGACCUAAAUGUACCUACAUGGGGCAAACGUUUUCUGAAGGCCAGCACUUCCUGUCCAGGAGCUGCAGGGAAUGCAAGAACGGCCUGAUGGUGAGAGUUACAGAAACGUGUCCCGAGCUCAACUGUAGCGUCAGUGAACAGAUCUUACCAGAGGGCAGAUGCUGCAACGUUUGCAGAGGUUAUGACUUUUGCGCAGAGGGACUCAUUUGUGGAGAAAACUCAGAGUGUAAAAACAGGAAUACUAAAGCAGAAUGCGAAUGCAAGAGCGGCUAUGCUUCCAUCCAUGGGGAUUCUACUUAUUGUGAAGAUAUCGACGAGUGUGCGACACAGAUGCAUUACUGCCAGGCCAACACAAUGUGUGUCAACCUGCCUGGUGGCCAUCGCUGCGACUGUCUCCCAGGUUUCAUCAGAGUGGACGAAUACUCCUGCACCGAGCAUGACGAGUGCGCCAGCGGCCAAGAUUUGUGUGAUGAGAACGCCAUCUGCACCAACACCAUCAGAGGACACCUGUGUACCUGCAAGCCGGGCUACGUGGGCAACGGCACCAUCUGCAGGGCCUUCUGUGAGGAGGGAUGCCGGAGUGGGGGAACCUGUGUGGCUCCGAACUCGUGCGUCUGUCCUUCAGGAUUUACAGGACGCCGCUGUGAGACAGAUAUUGAUGAGUGUUCAGAGGGCCUGAUUGAGUGCCACAACCACUCCCGCUGUGUCAACCUGCCUGGCUGGUACCACUGUGAAUGCAGAAGUGGUUUCCAUGACAAUGGAUCCUAUGAGCUUGAUGGGAGCUCCUGCAUCGACAUUGAUGAGUGCGGCUUGCAGACACACACCUGCUGGAAUGACAGUGUGUGCGUGAACCUCCCAGGAGGCUACGACUGCGUGUGCAUAUCUGGUCCGGGCUGCAGCGGCGACUGCCCUCAGGAAGAAGAAAUUAGACGCAACGGUGAAGACUGGAAACCCAGCUUUGACCGCUGUGCUAUAUGCUCCUGCAAGAACGGGCAGACGUACUGCAGAAGGAGACCCUGUGACUGUGGAGACCCGGAUGAGGACUCGUACUGCUGUCCUGGCUGUGACAACAGGCCCAGCAGUCAGUGUCUGGACCAGAGCGGGCGCUCGCUCUACCGCAGCGGAGCGUCUUGGCUGUACGGUUGCCAGCAGUGCCGUUGCAUGGAGGGAGAGGUAGACUGCUGGCCUCUAGUUUGUCCCGUGUUGAUGUGCGAGUACACGGCAGUGGCGGAGGGUGAGUGCUGCCCGCGCUGCGUCACAGACCCCUGCCUGGCUGACAACCUGUCGUACGACAUCCGGCAGACGUGUAAGGACCCCGCGGGCGUCACCCGCCUGAGCGGGGACAUGUGGCAGAUGCCCAAGUCAGCCUGCACCACCUGCAAGUGUAAGAACGGGAACGUCUGCUGCUCGGUGGAUCUCGACUGCCUUCAGAACAACUGAAACUGUUUCACCGCAGGACCACCACACGCCCUCCAUCAUCUGACGACUUCCCCCAGGAUUCAUAAGACAGACUUGUGCUCACGUGUGCAUGGCAGCGUGCACAGAGAAAAACACACGCUGGACAGACUUGGGUGUUGAGACUGAAUUUUUUUUACAGUAACCAGUGGUGAACGGUGAAUGAGUGUGACUCAGGAGGAAACUGAGCCCAUAGUCACACUCACCACAGUCACUGUGUUGUGCACACAUCUUUGUGUUUGAUCCCAUUUCACUUAAUGUCUUGAGCAAACCUGUGUAUUGUCUUGAAACACAAACCAGAAACAAACAGCUGGUCAGAUGUUGAGGUGCUUCAUUUGUAUCUAAUGCCUAAGCAAAGGCUCACAAUUGCUUGGUCACUUGCAGAAAAUUAUUGUAAAACAUUUAUUGUUGUGGUGACAAAAAGGAAUGCAUUCACUUGAAAAUGAUUGUAAGGAUUUAUUACCAUCAACUGGUGAUGUGUGAUUAGUUUUUUAAUCCAGUACAAGUUCUCUUGUGGUCAUUUUUAUCAUCAUUCAUCCACAUAAUGUCUCAAAGAGGGAGACUUUCCAACCUCAAGAUGUUUAGGCAGCAUUCACGAGAUGCUCCAAAAUGGACGAGGACAAAAGAGUUGUGCUAUAAGAAAAUUAUAUUUCAGUUUUAUUUGUCUUUUCACUCUUAAGGGGGUAAAAACAAAUUAUAGGAUUCAGAUUUCUAAAUUGCAUCACUUACAAAUUGUUUGAAUGUGUUUAACAUCACAUAUUAAUCAUUAACCACGAGUCAUUUUCCAGCCUUUGUCAGUUGAUCAGUCCACGAUCAGGCUUACGUCAGAGCCCGCUCACAAUAGCGCUACUUUGAAGUCUGCCAUCGAGAAUAGUCCUGGAAAAAGAAUGACUGGACUUUCAAUUCUGAUACAUAAUAGAUAACUGUGCUUUUUACCUGUAUCCAGGUGAGGUGGCAGAUACUGUAUGAAGGCAGGCUGGAAGAACUUGAAAUGAAAUGAGAUAUUUUGGCAAGAAAUUAAAUCUGCUUUCACCCUUGCCUGAUGUAAAUAACACUUUUAGGCAUUUAGCCCAAUUAACCUAACGUUUGCCACUUUGGUGAAUUGCAGCCUUUUUGCUAAACUGAGAUUGAUAGAAAGUGCCCAAGCUUUCUGGACACUGGUUGGGUUUCACUUAAAUUUACCAGAAGCUCUAGUAUGUCAACAUUUGUCUUUACCUCAAAACACGUCCUGGUAUUGGGAAGUUUUGAUCACAGAUACAUUUCAAAUAAGACUAUAUAUAUAUCUUAGAUGUUUUUCAUCUAUCAGUGCUUCGUAAGGUCUACUGUGGAGCUCCACUUCUCCACAAUCCAGAAUAAAAAGGGAAGCACAUCUGUGUUGUUAAACACGUAGCACUGCCCCUUAUUUUAUUCAACUAAUUUGAUUUUAAAAAUGUGUUAAAUGUUAAUUAAGAUAGCUAAUUUGUGCACCCUAAGUAGAGGGAAAACAUUUAAUUGGCACCAUAACUUGACCAUCAGUUGACCUGAUUUCUAAAAAAGUGCUAUUGCUCAUUAGAGAAACUCCUACUGGUUCACCUCUACUCUUUCCCUCAGUCUUCAAGCUCCUAAAAUGUCAAAUCCUGCAUGAACUACAUACUUUACAGCAUCUAGCACUGAACUGGUGCAAACUCUGGAUUCAUUAACACUCUUCUUUCUGCUGACACCAUCACUGAGUAUCACCUUGGCCCUGAUGAAGAUGAACACCAGAUGCUUGCAUUUAACAAGUCAUGUUCUCAGAAGCCUGUGAAAGCAGUGCUAUGGUGCACCACAGACCUGUGCAGGCCAAAGCAAAGCCGGCAUCAGCCAGGGCUGCUGAUUAAAUCUGCCCGGCUCGUGGUGGGCUGAACUUCCCCUGCAUCUCUCCAGGCUCCUUGGCUCGGCACCAUAUGGAACACAGUUGCAGACGGACCAAAAAAAAAAAAAAGAGAAAGCUGUAGCAAGUGAGGAUAAUUAAAGCGAUGUCACGCAGUCCUGAAUUUGAGUAUGCCAGAAGGUCACCAAGUGUUGAAUGCGUUUACCAACAGCCAGGGUUAUUAAGGCAGGACGGUCCAGUGCUAUUCCUGCCUGACAGCUCUUCAGCCGCUGCACGCUCCUCCACAUCUCUCUCCAUUCUCCUUAAGCUUAUCUCCAGACUCCUCCAGAGAAACCUCAAAAAAGGGAAUUGCUUUUCCUCAAGUAUCAUUGUUUUUCGCCAUGUGUCACUUUGUUUUUGUUUAACAAGAAACCGCAGGGAAAUUCUAGCAAUUAAUGAGCACAGAUAUUGAAAGCUGUAAGGAAAAGCAAUAACAUCGAUCAAGAAACAAUUACCCCACAAGACAAAAUACAACUUGACAUGUUCACCUUUUCUUCCAGUGAACAGCUUUUCCAGUGCAUGUCUUAUUAAAACAACAACUUCUAGUUAAAUGAUUUAAAAAGAGCAAGGUCUAUUUUCCGAGGUGGUUCCAACUCUACACAGCCCUCUUUGGUUUAUCUCCAUAGCUUCAGAUAUCCGGCCUCAUUUGUCUUCCUCAGAAGAACUAUUUUUUUUCUUUUUUGCCUCCUCAGAAUGGUAAAACAACAUCUUCCAAGGCCUGAUAUAAUCCAUCACAUUGAAAAUAAACAUUUCAUUUGGUUUUCUCAAAGUUGUUCCUCAGAGAUACCAGUAUUCACUCAAGUCGGGGUGGAUACUGUGUUGUCCUGCACAUGCAGUAACUCGCAAGUGUGUUAUUAAAUACAGACCUUUUUUUGGAUGUGACCAAGUGAUGCCAGAAACAAGUUAGCAGCGCUCGCUGUUACGUCUGCUACGUUGUUUACAUCCAUCCUCCGUCAAAUUGGUGAUGUUCGAAGCUGUGUACUUAACGCACUUUUCUAUCUUUUUAGUGUGUAAAUGUUUCAGUUCACUCAGAAAAGUAUGCUGUUUGGAACAAAGCCAUCAUAUAGACCCGGGGAGUCGGGGAAGAACACACGGAGACCCAAAAAAGCAAAUCUGUGGAACUACUGUUGAAGACAAAACUAAAUGUAAUCUUCAAGCAGAAUAAAUGAUACCGGGCGCACAUACAGAGAAACGGGUCAAACACAAGUAUCACAGCCAUCACAAAGUCUUUUGGUACAGAGAAUGAGAACUAUAACACAAACUGAUUUGAACUGGUCCCUAUUAUUACCUUGUAUGGAGGUGAAGUGAGACACUGCUUCACUCCUUCCUCACAAACAUUCAUCAUUCAUCUCUCUUGCUGUUUAAAAGCUGAAACCUUUUGAGGUUCCAGUGGAUUCAAAUGGUUAACCAUGAACAACAUCGUAUGGACGUAGCUUUGGCAUGCUCUAGCUUUACCGUAGAAACGGAUUCAUCCAGAAGCAGCUUGACGGAAUCGCUUGGUCUAUAAAUUUAAAACUAGAACUCAUGUGUAUGUACCCAAAUAUGUAUAUGUAGCUUCCUUUUUUGUUGUUUUUUUUUGUGCACAGAGAACUCUGGAUUCAAAAACAUUUUGGUCCUUUCACAAACUGACGUGAACAGCUUCUUCUUUGGCUUCUGAAAGGGAGCGCAGCAAUGACUCAGCGUCUUCUGAGUUUUUCCGAGCAUCUUCUCGUGUCUCACCAGCACAUCUCUCUCAUCAUCAGAUACAUGUUGUUAAAGUGAAACUGUCAACUGUGCAUGACGCACACACACACACACAAACACACACACACAAGGACAAAUGUGUUGUGAACGGUGUCUUUAAACAUCAAAGUUAUGCAGCAAUCGAAAAGCAAACAUUUGUACAAAAGAUCACAGAAAAUAAGGUUUUCCAAUUGCUCUGUUGAUUUGAUAUGAAGUAUGACUACUGAAAAACACUUUGCAAGCCUGCGUGUGAAUGUUUUACACACCAACAUGAAAAGUUCUACUUUUUCUUUUCUUUUAAAUUAUCGUGUUCUUGCAUAAGGUGUUACUUUAAAUGGACUACUUUUCUUUUCUUUUCGUGGGAUGAGUUCUGUUCUGCUGUAAAUACAGUGUAAAUGGAAGGGCACUGUAAAGAGAAUAGGGUUGUGGGAAUAAUUCUCACCGCCACAGUUUCUUAGGAUCCGAGUGUUGUAAACUGAAUAUGAGAGAGAAGCAACAUUUCUGUUGUUUUUUUUUUUUAGUAGUUCUUUAUUUUUCUAUUGUUGCCUUAACCCUUUUAGUAUCUAUCAUAGUUUGUCUGUUCACUGUUUUAGGAUUUAACUUGUCUGUGUGUCUGUAAAUACAAAUCCCUAAUCGAUGUCCCUCUGUGAGUCUAAACAGAAACAGACUUUUAAAAUCAUACUGAGUGCAAACAAGUGUUUAUUGGAGAAGACGAGGAGCUUGAUGGACUGUUCGCCGCAACAACAAAGCCUUCUUUUCCUUUAAUGUUUGUAUGGUCUGAACUGAAACGUCUCUUCAUGGGAUCCACACAAAAUGGAACUGUGUAAACAUGUAAAGAAAAAGUACUGUUGAAAAUGAUUUUCUUGAUCCAGUCCCUGCUGAAAACGAGCAAGGCAUUGUGUUUUUCCUUUUAAAUAAUAGAAAAGCAGUUUCAGAUCUUCUAGCUCCAGAUGUGCUUGUAAAUGUUUUUAAUAGAGGGCCAUGAUGGAGGCAUCACAGGUCUGUUCAUUGUUACUUCUCCACAUUAGGGUGGCCAACACACCUGUACUCAAAGGGUUAAGUGUCAUUUAAAGACUGUGUUGUGUUAAGAG